ACUUCUUGCUCUUCUUGCUGUUCCCACCUGUAACUAGACGGAAACCCACCUCGGUCGUCCGUCCUGACAUACGCCAUUCAUUCUUGUGACUGGACAUGACCAGUCGGCAUCGAACACGAACUACACAUACUCAACGACAAGAGGAUGCCCCGUCAUGGACCCCUAACGAACCUGAACCCGGAUAUUCGCGCCAGGCCAUGGCCUCCACCCAGCGUCACAACGCCGAGCAGACCACCGCCGAUGGCCACCGCAAGCAUCGCUCUUCCUCAAAGCGGGCAGAGACAUCAGACGCUGUGGCUCCCUCGGCACCUGUGACCUCGCAUAGCAAGUCGUCCAGCAAGCAUCGUACCUCUGCGCAGCCGUCUACCUCGUACCACGGCACGUAUCCGGGGGCGAAUGCAACGUCUAGUGCUGCGCCGGUAGCUACGCCGUCGUCGAGGACCCAUGGAGCAUACUACGCUGACGACACAUCGCGGUCGUACGCACGGACCAAAACAGAUAAGCCAAGCCCUCGCUCAUCAAACGAGCGUGUAGCCAUGGCCGAGGAUAGCAGGAGCGCACGCCAUGCACGCUCAGCGUACCCGACCAUGGCCACGGUCCAGGCGCCGGCGUCGACUCAGGCAUACUAUAUUGACCCCUCACAAGCAGUCGGCGAAACUUCAUCGUCUAAACACCGUCGAGAGCGCGACAAGGAUCGCGACAAGGAGCGAGAGAGGGAGAGGCGGAGGGAAGAGAAGGCGAAGGCAAAACUGCAGGAGGCCGAGAGUCUGCGGGCGAAAGAGAAAGAGCGCGAUCGAGAGCGUCGAAGGGAACGCGACCGGGAGGUCGAACGCGCGAGCAGAGAUAGAGAAGGGCACCGAGAUUCAGAGCGGACCAGGGAGCGUGAAAGUAGUAGGAGGAAGGAGGAACGCAAGGCGGCCGAGAGAGCCUCAUCGCAUGUCCAGGCGAAUACAACAGCAUAUAGGCCUCAACAGGUCGAUGAUAGACUGCCCACAGCAUCGGUAAGUAGUGAUCAUUCGUCAUGGUCGUCCGAUCUACUGACACCUUGUCUUACAGGGUCGGUAUGCCGGGCAAACGGGCCAGUCCUCAAUAGCGACGGCGCAGCAUGCUGCAGUUCCGAAUGGCUAUGCGGCGUCCGGUGCUUCAAUGGUUUACCACGACCCAGCGGCUCAAGCAGCGGCUCAUCGGCGACCGUCUGACCCACCGUCCGCGCCUAUGGCUGUGCCACAGCGAAGUUCAGAGCGCGACAAAAGCUCUACUCGCCAUCACCGGUCACAUCGUGAACGAGUUGCGGGACAGGGAAGUGGCCAAGAGUCCGGGAUGUCGAGCAGCGAACAGGAACACUCGCUAAGGGAACGUGUGAGUCGUAUGC
Messenger RNA from Rhodofomes roseus, 1372 nucleotides. RefSeq lists its product as uncharacterized. The transcript has a single exon. The record is from RefSeq and is a predicted model, not a curated record. The coding region runs from base 96 to 1199 and encodes 367 amino acids. NCBI's taxonomy places the organism in Eukaryota, Fungi, Basidiomycota, Agaricomycetes, Polyporales, Fomitopsidaceae.